AUGGAACUGGCGAAAAUUUUUGCGGGCAUUUGCAAAUCAAAGUGGGAGAGGAGCGGCGGUCAACCGUCGGGGAGUUAUGAGUACAUAGACGUGAACGCAGGCGGCGGCCGCUACAUAGUUGAAGUUUCCUUGGCCGGAAAGUUCACAAUCGCGCGUCCGACCGCUGCCUACGCAUCGUUGCUAAAUGAAUUUCCGGCGAUCUUCGUGGGCAGACCAGAGGAGAUGAAGGAAGUGGUGAAGCAAAUGUCUAAGGCGAUUAGAAAGUCGAUGAAGAGCGUCGGCCUAAACGUGCCGCCGUGGCGGCGCGUGAGGUACAUGCAGGCCAAGUGGUUUAGCUCUUAUAAACGAACCACUAAUGAAAUUCCGAGAGCGGAGGCGUUCAACGGUUUGGGAGGGAAUAAAUCAGUUGGUUUUGCGGCGACGGAGCCGGUUUUAUUUGUCUGCAGAGAGGAUUUUGCGGCCAACCACGGCGUUAGAGUUGGUAAUUUGGCUGCGGCUUUCAAAUGCUGAUCUAGUUAGAUUGAAUCAAGAACAGUUAAGCCUCCCGAUUUUUGGUUCUUGCAUUAUGGAAAAUAUCAGAUUGUAUUUUUUUUAUUCUUAAAAAAAGAUUAAUAAUGAUUCCUCA
This is a messenger RNA of Salvia splendens (bonfire salvia), 625 nucleotides long. RefSeq lists its product as uncharacterized. The record is from RefSeq and is a predicted model, not a curated record. Lineage: Eukaryota; Viridiplantae; Streptophyta; Magnoliopsida; Lamiales; Lamiaceae. Bases 1 to 510 code for a protein of 169 amino acids. The transcript has a single exon.